Molecule: messenger RNA, 1383 nt
Organism: Cyclocybe aegerita
Lineage: Eukaryota; Fungi; Basidiomycota; Agaricomycetes; Agaricales; Hemipholiotaceae
Source: the annotation of a GenBank genome assembly
AUGUCCCCAAAGAAGUUUGCCUUAAUGCCGCAGCACUAUCUGACCCCAAAGCCCAAGACCUAUUGGAGGUACUUGGGCUUCUACUUUGACCGCAGGCUCACCUUUCAUGAGCACGUCCGCUACUAUGCCACCAAGGCAUUCACCACUGUGCAGGCCAUGCGCAUGCUCGGAAACUCUACUAGAGGUCUCUCGCCUAAACAGCGCCACCUCCUCUACAGAUCAUGUGUGGUUCCCAUUGCCACAUAUGGUUAUCGUCUCUGGUACUACAAUGGCGCCUGUAAUAAGGGCGCGAUGAACCAGCUAAAACAGAUGCAGCGGAAAGCUGCUCUAUGGAUCACGGGUGCUUUCUGCACCUCCCCUACAGGCGGUCUUGAGGCCUUGGCAGUGUACCGUGUCGCCACCCUCUCGGACACCCACCCCCUUCGCUCUAUGAUGGGCGAGGGACUCCUUAAGCGAGCCACACCACAUGCUCGCUCAGCCACCUUGAUGACCCCAGCCAUGCGAGGGAAAGUCAAGAGCACCGUCAUGGAGGUGGACGAGUGUGUCCACACCUUAACUGAGAGCUUCGAGCCCUUUGCGCCCAAAGCUCACCCAGACGAGCUCAUCGCAAAAGCGAGGGCCGACCCUUCAACAGUACUGGCUGCAACUGAUGACUCUGUCCCUCAGUCCAACCAGUAUCAGGUGGCUUCGGCAGCCAUCAUCUACAAGGGACAUCAUGAGCUCAAGAGGACUCGCUAUGUCUCUGGCAGAGUUACUGCCCCAGAUGCGGAACUCAAUGCCAUCUCAUGUGCAGUGCGCCUUGCUGUCAAGCAGGCAAACUGCCAACAUAUUAUGGUCUUUACUGACUCUAUGGGCUCGGCCCAUAGAGCGGUCGACCCUUCCAUGCACUCUGGUCAGGCUUUCAGCCUGUCAGUUUGUCGCACUCUUCGAGAGUGGUUUGAGGCAGAUGACCUCCGCCACAUCACCUUUAUCUACGUUCCCUCUGCUUUGCGGUGGGAUAUCCAUGGUGAGGCACACAAACACGCUACGCUCCUGAGCCGCGCACUCAGUCCUGGAUUCCCUGACAGGUGGCCACUACAGCCAUCGUACCUCAAUGGGGGACCUUGGCUUUCAUCUUUCGGACACAGUAUCACUGAGUUCGCUCGCGUUUGCUGGUGUAUAACUGGCCACGUGCCCAUUGGAGCGUAUUACCGUUGCUUCAAGAUCAACGAGCCUCAUGGUUGCACUUGCGGGGCUGCUUUGCAGUCUCGCCAGCAUGUCCUCUGUCACUGUCACAAUCGCUACUCCGUGCAUUACCCCCACUUUCUUGGGGAUAUUGCAUCUUUUAUGAAGUACAACCCCACAGCGUUUGGCUUCAACCGGGACCCUUCAGGUGUUGGAUAA